UAAAUGAUUAAAUGACACGACUACUCAGUCAGUUUGCAAAAGGAAAUAUAUUAUAAAAGUGUUCUAUCAUUUUUAUAGAGUCUUCGAGCAGUGAAUGUUAAGUUCAGCAUCUUUUGAAUUAAAGCAAAUAAAAAUGUUGAUAGGUGUUUACUGAUGUCAAAUUGAUUUCCUUCUCUUUUCCUGUCAGUAUUCACCAUAUAAAGAGAAUCUAAGAUUAAGUAUGAUAUCAAUAAAGUUUGUUUGUUAAUAUCGCGCCUUUAUUACAAAAUCAAUAAAUACUUUAUGGUAAAAAGAAAGCAAAAUGUUUAAAGCUUUUAUUGGUUAAUUUAUAACUGUAUUUUACCGCUUGAAAGUAAAUGCAAAAUCUUUAAAAUAAACUGAGAUAGCGUCUUGCUGGCAAAGUAUUGCUUAUACCUUACGUAACUACAGGUAAAUACCGUCAAUAUCUUGCUAUAGCUCACACUAUCAUCAGAAAAGAUCAUCAACUUGUAGGUUGGCUGAUUGCUCUUUCAAAUUCUAAAGAUAUACAUACAUUAAUCCAAGUCUGGUAGCAUCAACAAACAUUAUGUCGAGAAACCAUUCACUGUUUUGAGAUAAAGACGAGUGGAAAAAUGUCACUAUGUGGUAGGAAUAUGCUUUAUUUCCCGGCUGUGCUGCGGUCUUUCUCCCGAUAAUGUGAAGUGAAGGGAAGGGAACUAACGUUUUUUAACGAUGAAAUUGGAAUAUGUAAUUAACUUGGAUUUGCUCGUCAUCGGAAUCUUAUAGUGAGAUUGGAUAAUAAUUUAAAAAAAUUUGUGCCCAAAAAAAAAGCUGUGCUCAGUUUCUUGUUAAUGGUGUUUUUUAUAAAAAAAAAAAAAUUAAGAUUGAGUUACAUUUAUCGCAAUGAAUUUAUAACAUGCAGUUGGUUGUACAAUGUUAAGAGGUUAAGUGUCUGUGGUAUUACUCAUGUAUAUGUACUUAAAGAGCUGAUUUUUUCCUGCCAUAAUAAAUGAUACGGAAGAAUGAUCUAGUUUAUUAUGCUAGGCUUUGAAACUUCUACCUGACAUCGGCCGAUCAUUUUAUAACACGGAAUGGAACUGUUUUCCGAUAACUGAUCAUACAGGAGAAAAGUCGCAUCUGAAAGUGUGACAAGAGUAAGCGGCGAAGGAGGAUACAAUGGAUGAUAUGUUACUCUUAGCCAGUUGAACGACGGAUAUCGUGUCUUGUAAAAACAGAUGAACACUGGAACUAAAAUGUAUUAAUAAUUGUUCGUUACAAAGAGGCCAAAGUGACAUCAAUGAAAAAAACACGCUAUAUAUUUUUUGUUAAUUGUUUUGUAACAUUUUUAAGUUGCAGAACACAAUGAUAGCACUGAAUGGCUAUAUUUUGGAUACAAAUAGUUGAAUGGAAUAUCCGAUUGCUUCUAGAUGAAUGACUACAAAUACAAGAAUGAGCACAGAAGAUCUCACAGACACGUCUAACAAUUCUAAUCUAGGAUUUCAAUAUUUGGAUGAAUUAGUUCAAGACAAAAAUCAAACAAUUAUUACAAGUGGUCCUAUAUUCGAAAUAGCACAAAAAUCAUUCUUUGGAAUACUUGUCUAUCCUCUGAUAAUUAUCAGUGUGUAUAUAUUCAUCGGAUUGAUAGGUAAUAGCAUUGUUUUUUAUAUAUUCAGUGUGAAAUGGAAACGAAACAAAACGUCUGUUUUCAUCAUUACACUCGCGGUCUUGGAUAUAAUCAACUGCUCUGUCAAUAUGCCAAUUGAAGUCGCAGUUCUGUCGAAACCUUUCUCUUUCGACUUUGAUAUAUUCUGUAAAGUAGCGCGUUGUAUUUCAUACAUAACAACAGCUUCAUACUCAUUCCUCCUAGUGGCUGUAGCAUUUGACCGCUACCUUAUGGUUUGUCGGCCUCUAAAGAGAAUGACACUGGGUAAGCAAUAUGCGAAAAAAACGUGCAUAGGUGCUGUGCUGUUAGGAUUACUGACCCAGUGGCCAUCUGUAAUAAUAUACGGCACGUUCGUGUUUAGAAUUCCUGUACCACAACCAAAUACGACUAUAGAAAAUAGCAGCGUUUUCGUUCAAGGAAAAACGUGUUUGGUUACAAAUUAUUACUACCACGAAAACCCAACUUUAACGUACGCAUUUCAGGGAUUUUUAUUCGUUGGACAUGUAAUUAUUUUCACCGCUUUGACAGUUACGUAUAUAAUAAUAGGAAAGAAAUUGUAUAUAUCUUCGCAUACUGAUCUCGAAAAUACUGGAAACAAAUCGGGAUUGUUUAAACGGGGACUCUUGUCAGCUAUUACUGGAUCAGUUUUAUGCGGCCGAAGGACGGAGUCAAUUAGUGCUGAAAAUUUUAACUCGAGACCUGUAAGAAUCUCCACGGUUAGUGAACAUACUAGAUUCUCCACUUUAUCUACCGAGAGUGAGAUGGCAGGUGCUAUGCCGAUUAUAACACACCAGAGGGGAACUUUCAAUGCACAGGACACGUCAGGAAAAAGUAAUGACACGAAUUUUAGUAAAAGCAUGAACAAUAUCUACAACUCGUGUGCGUAUUCAACGGCUGACCAAAAAGUAGAUCUGCACACAAAAGAAAAGCAGAAGGAUCUCCCUAGCAAUGAACAAUCUAAUAACGUCACGCGCCAUCAUAAAACAUCACUAACUUCCAAACGACAAUUAUCACAGCCUAACGCUAACAGGAGUUCAACUGAAUCUUCGAACUCGGCUUUGUUUUCUCAUCCUCUUUUACCUCGUAGCAUCAGUAUGGAUGGUGCCCAGUUGUAUUCUACGUGUAUAGAAAAACCAAAGAAAUUGGAUUUGAAAGAGAUAUCCUUAAAACGAAACACCUUAAUAAUGAGAAUGGUAACGUUCACAUUUAUUUUAAGUUACCUACCAUUUCUGAUCAUUGUUACAAUAAGGUAUGCCAAUCCAGAUAUUCCCGGAAAGCUAUCCCGGACUCCAUUAAUUGCUUAUCACGUGUUCCUAAGGAGCUAUUUUUUCAAUAGUGUGAUAAGGCCGUUUAUCUACGCGAUCAUGAACAAAGAAUACAGACUUUGUGUUUUACAACUCCUACACAUACGAAACUGUGUGAAGUAGACGACCUGGUGUAACAUAUAAGAAACUGUGUGAAGUAGACGACCUGGUGUAAAAUAUAAGAAACUUUGUGAAGUAGACGACCUGGUGUAACAUAUAAGAAACUUGUGAAGUAGACGACCUGGUGUAACAUAUAAAAUCAACCGCAAGUGUACUUAUGUAUGUUGCACCGUUAUUGUUGGCAAAUAAUGUCUGUACAGUAUUAAGUAACUGACUAUUGUGGCAAAGGUUACAACUAACACCGUGAGAAGAAUAUCGAAUAUGACAGCUGUUCCGAGCAGGAUACAUUUGUUAAUAAUUCAUAGACAGUUUGCAGGUAUACUACACCUUUAAAACAUAAUCAUCAGAUGAUAAUGACAAUUGAAUGUUUGAUUAACAGAGCUGAAACAAAGUCUCGUUGCAAUAAAAUACAAUUUUAAU
This is a messenger RNA of Mercenaria mercenaria, 3486 nucleotides long. Its product is annotated as G-protein coupled receptor 39-like. Gene Ontology annotation, biological process: neuropeptide signaling pathway. The record is from RefSeq and is a predicted model, not a curated record. The coding region runs from base 1411 to 3069 and encodes 552 amino acids. The transcript has a single exon. Gene Ontology annotation, molecular function: neuropeptide receptor activity. Lineage: Eukaryota; Metazoa; Mollusca; Bivalvia; Venerida; Veneridae. Gene Ontology annotation, cellular component: membrane.